This is a messenger RNA of Neospora caninum, 402 nucleotides long. RefSeq lists its product as uncharacterized. The transcript is spliced from 3 exons. Lineage: Eukaryota; Apicomplexa; Conoidasida; Eucoccidiorida; Sarcocystidae. The record is from RefSeq and is a predicted model, not a curated record. The coding region runs from base 1 to 402 and encodes 133 amino acids.
AUGGCCAAAAGACUGGGCCGCCUUCUAAGCGACAUUUUCAUUAUCAAACCAACUGGAUUCACUUCGUGGAUCACGUACGCUUCUGUGACCUACUUGGGAUAUGUUUGGUACGUGGACGGUCGGUGUCCUUUUCUUCCCUCGAAGGAAAGCGAUCGGCAGUCUCCCCUUCCGCAAGACGCUGAGCAGCUCGUCCAAGACCCCGCUGAAGAACGCCUGAUCCGCGAACUCGGUCUUCAAAGAAUGGAAAAAGCACGGCUUUAUUCCCGACAGUCCCGUCAGCGCGAAGAAGGACACCGUUCACGGGGAGAAGACGUCUUGAUCAACGGUUUAGGGAUUUUAAACAGAAGAAAGGAAACCAGAGACACGCAGAAGCUCCAUUUUUAUUUGGGGAGGAAAACGUGA